Messenger RNA from Belonocnema kinseyi, 546 nucleotides. RefSeq lists its product as uncharacterized. The record is from RefSeq and is a predicted model, not a curated record. Gene Ontology annotation, molecular function: nucleic acid binding. The transcript has 2 exons. Bases 1 to 546 code for a protein of 181 amino acids. Lineage: Eukaryota; Metazoa; Arthropoda; Insecta; Hymenoptera; Cynipidae.
AUGGGUGACCUCUCUUCCAUCCGCAUUACUCCACCUAAACCAGCAUUCAUAAACACUGGGGUGGCAUAUGCUGGCCCCAUCCAUAUUCACACCUCCAAUGAACGAGGUCACCAUUCCCACAAAGCCUGGAUUUGUAUUUUUGUCUGUGGUGCCUCCCACUCAGUUCACCUCGAGUUGUUUUCCGAUUGCACUGCAGAAGCCUUCAUAGUGGCUUAUAUUUGCUUCACUUCUCGUCUUAGUCUUUUUCGAACGUUGUCCAGUGAUGAAGAUACGAAUUUUUGGAGAUUCAAUCCUCCUGCAGCACUUCACUUCGGAGGUUUAUGGGAAGCUGCAGUUAAGUCGACAAAAUUCCAUCUUCAUCGAGUCAUUGGAGACUCUACAUUGACGUUUGAAGAAAUGACGACUCUAUUGACACAAAUUGAAGCUUGCCUUAAUUCUCGGCCUCUUAUAGCUCAGUCAGAUGAUCCAACAUACAUUUCUGCCCUCACACCAGGACAUUUUCUCAUUGGAGGUCCACUGCAUGCAGUUCCAAAACAUCGCUUGUAG